UGAAUUCACUCCCUGAACUUAAGGACCAAAAUAUAGAAAGAAGUAUCCUCUCAUUUCGUACUAUUGGCAAAGCAAGUAGAAAAUAUGGAUUCGCUUGUCCUAUGUCUAAUUUGCGUCAAAGUGCUUCUGCUAGUUUAACUUUAGAUAGUUUCCCUUUUGACUACAUUCUUGCUGACAAUUUAGAAGUUGAAAUACAACAACGCCGAUAUUAUCAAGAG
Messenger RNA from Funneliformis caledonium, 218 nucleotides. The record is from the annotation of a GenBank genome assembly. Lineage: Eukaryota; Fungi; Glomeromycota; Glomeromycetes; Glomerales; Glomeraceae.